This is a messenger RNA of Cydia pomonella (codling moth), 6548 nucleotides long. Its product is annotated as E3 ubiquitin-protein ligase MARCHF5. The coding region runs from base 245 to 1228 and encodes 327 amino acids. Gene Ontology annotation, molecular function: zinc ion binding. The transcript is spliced from 4 exons. The record is from RefSeq and is a predicted model, not a curated record. Lineage: Eukaryota; Metazoa; Arthropoda; Insecta; Lepidoptera; Tortricidae.
CUACUUUGCGUUCGGUUACUGACAUUCACUGACGUUGUUGAAAUCUACAAUCCAACUCGUGCAAAGGACAUUUCCUUCCGUCAGACGUUUGACAAAAAUAUUUUUAUCGUUCCAUGGGAAAAUAUUGCAGUUUGUUUCGUUAUACAGUGUCUCGAUUGCGUGUAGCGUGUAUCUCGCGGCGCAGUAAACUCGGUUUUUAGUUAACUAAAUUGUUUGCUUGUUUAUUUGUAAAGACGCAUUAACAAUGUCUGUAGAGGAGAAAUCUGGUUCCGAUGCGCGUAGUGGUAGUGCGAAUUCAUUGGUUGUACACGGGGAUGAUGAGAACGCGAAGACUUGUUGGGUGUGCUUUGCGACGGAGGCGGACGAUCGGCUGGCGGCGUGGGUUCAACCUUGCAAGUGCAAAGGAACUACGAAAUGGGUCCAUCAGAGCUGCCUCCAGCGGUGGGUUGACGAGAAACAGCGCGGCAACAUUACCAGAAAAGUCCUGUGUCCUCAGUGCAAAGCGGAGUACAUUGUAGUAUUCCCUUCUAUGGGGGCGUUUGUGGCACUAUUAGACGCUAUGGAAGAAAUCACACACAAGAUCUGCCCCUUCAUAGCGGGAGGAGUGCUACUGGGAUCGAUAUAUUGGAUUGCUAUCACUUAUGGAGCCGUCACUGUAAUGCAGGUGGUCGGCCACCGCGAGGGUUUGGAAAUGAUGGAGUCCGCAGACCCUCUAGUUUUGCUGGUGCUGCUCCCCACGAUACCUGUGACGCUCAUCAGCGCCAAGAUGUACAACUGGGAGGACUCCGUCCUGCUGUUCUUGAGGAAGUACUGCGCGAAGAUACCGGCCCUGUCUUACAUACUACCGUUUGGAAACGUGGAAGGUGACCGAGGCGCCAUCGUCUCCGGGCCGUCAAAUCCCGCCAAUGCCAACUCCGGCUCCCAUCUCUCACCGACAAGAAUAUUCUGCUCUGCGCUGCUCCUGCCAACCAUCUCCACAAUCAUAGGCAAAAUCUUCUUCCGCUCCAUACAAAACAAUCUCCACAGAACUAUACUAGGAGGCCUCACCUACAUAACUAUCAAAGGAGCGCUCAAAAUCUACCACAAACAAAUGCUAUACAUCAGGCAUUCGAGCAGGAAAAUUCUAGAUUAUACUGAAACGAAUUUAAAGCUGUAUAGAACCCUUACAACGGCUCCUAGUGGAGACACGGUCGCCAGUUCAAGAGACGAAUCGGAACAGGUUGUAUAAACACAUUAAUUUGUACGUGAUGACGCGUAUCUAAGGUACAAGAAUUUUGUAUCAGUUUUGAAAUCGAUACCUCUUUUAUACGGUUUUAGAUCUCGAUACGGGUGAAGACCGUAUUUGUAAUUACGUAAAGACUAUUUUCGUAUAGUGGACGUUAUCUUAGUAUAAUCGUAAUUGAAAAGUUAUGUUCUGUUGAAGUAUACUAUAAACGUCCUUAUAGAACAUAGCGUUUUAUGAGUAAUAACAGGUCCUUUUCAUACUAAGCUAUUUAGACAGAGAUGGUGUUAUCCAUGAUAAACUAGUAUGCGCUAGAUUUUCAAUUGAUAAUGCUAAGACUAGAUUAUCAGUCAGUGUCUUGAACACAUAAUAUUAUUUUUUCUUAAACUUAAAUUCAUGUAUCAUUUUUAAAUGUAUUUAAUUCGAAGGGUUAGCAACUUAACUAACCAAUGCCCUGACUUUAAGUUUGUUACAAACUUAUGAACUCAAACUAACGUGUUUGAUAUUAUAAUGGAGACGGCUAUGGAUUUAUUUUUUAUUGUAAUUUACCUAAAAUGGAUUGAACCUAAUAUAUUAAGAGGUUAUUGAGGAUAGUUGUCUAGUUUAACCCUUUGAAAGCCACGCCUUCCGUGUGCAGCGCAUCAUCAAGAACCUUGUCGGAAUGCACGAAGGUUCAUAUUGGACUGUAGACGCGAGCGUCAGUUCACUUCUAUAGCGGUCAAAGGGUUAGAAAAGUCAUGAUCGGAUUCAUUGUUGGUGCAUAUAAAUUUGAGAGUAAGUGUCUGACUCGCGUGGCAUUUUAUACAUUGUUUAGGCUAGUGUAUGCACAGAUUAAUGUCUACAUAAUAAAUGGAAUGGUACUUUCUGUGCCUUUUGACUCAAGAUUAAGUCGAUAUGCCAAACUUUCGAUAGGUAUUUUGUACGUUUUGGUUUUCUUUGUAUUUGUCAUAGUUAUCAUAGAAAACCUUAUUUCAAUGCGAUAAGGUCUUCUAAUGUACACUUGUAGUAGUAAAAAAAUCUUGAAAAGCUGUGAAUGUUGCCGUGUUUUACCGUACGCCGGCAUUUAUUUGUGGCAGCACAUACGAUGUAAAAUAAUUCUAAAUGCUUUAUAAUACAGUUCAGAUUAACUUAACGAGAACCACGACGGCGGGUCCACACAGAGAGAGCAGCCUCGCGAGGAAAUUUCCUCGCGCGGCAAACGCCCGGCUUCGCACGGCCGCGUGCUCGUGUAACUUUUGCCUCAGCCGAGCCAAUUUGCUUGGCAAGAUGGCAUCACUAGGCAAGUCUACACUGGUCGUUUUGUGCGCGAGGAAAUUGCGUGGACCCGCAUAGCCACUCAUGUGCUUUAGGUAACUGUAGUUACCAGCUGUCACACUUAUUCUAUUAUAGGGAGCGUGCAUGAACUAUAGGAGGCAGCACAGGAGCCGUCAGAUUUUUGACGCGAGGCGUAAAUGUGAUGUUUUUUGUUCCGAUGUAGCCCACAAGAUGGCAGAACCUACUAUGCACAAGAAAACACUUGACGUGUAAAUGUGCCUGUUUAUGGUUCCGAUUCAGACCACAAGAUGGCAGAUCCUCCAACGCGCGCGGUCCCUAUAAUAAUAGAAGUCACUAAAAAUUUCAAGCACCUGCUAAUAAGUUCUGUGGUCUUAUUCCGUGUUCGCCUGGGUCACUUUUUAAAUCUUAGUUUUAUGAAAUUUUAAUUAAUGAGCCAUCUACCUCGAACGAUACUAUAAUGAGGUGCAAGAGUUCUUGUAACAAACUCUGCUACCGUUGUCGCCUGGCUGACGGUACACAACGACAAGAAAAAAAUAAACCAUGUAUGAACUUUUGUAUUUAAGUCUCUAGAAUUGACACAAAAAACCAAACAAUAUAAAUAUAAUGUGAAUAAAAUGUAACAGGUUAAAUGUUCCGCUUAGAUAAAUUAGGCUGGUGAUAAAGUCGUGGUUAUACGAUAAACGAGUGAGUGCCUUGGGAUGAAACUAAGUAGGGACAGGUAUUGUACAAAUGUACAUAAAUUAUUAUAACUAUUGGAUUCGUGAUCCAAGUUACGUUUAAAUCAGUGACAUAACAUCACAUUGUCGCUAUACGGAGCUCUUCUACACAAAAGAUAAGAAAUGUAAUAAUUUUUGGCAAUAAAAAGACAAAAGUAUUAUUCGAGGAUUAAUGACCUCAAAAAAAACAUUUAUCAAUGUAAAUAAACACUUAAAACCAAGAUAUGAAAAUAAAUAAAAACUACACGUGUUUAGACUUAACACUUAUUAUUUAUAUAUUCUUGCACAAAAAAUAUUAAGUACAAAUGGUGGACUUAAUGCCUUAAGGCAUUCUCUACCAGUCAACCACUGGGUCAAAAGGAGACGUUUGUUAGGCGCAGACUUGAGAAUAAUUAACCGAUAUCACUACCUACUAUUUACAAAUUAAAUAAAUAAAUAUAUAUUUACAUAUAGAUAACUGGAGUUGCGAGCGCCCAUAGGCUGCGGUGGCUGCUUAACAUCAGAUGGUCCGCAUGCUUGCUUGCCACCGUGGUAUAAAAAACAGAUCAAACUUUUGCAGCUUUAUGUCCUAACUAUUAUGUUUCUAAUAAAUUAUAAAAUUCUUUGCUUAAACCACUUUUAAACUAUUGUGAUGUAUUUUGAGUAUAAUAACGUUUUUUUUUAUGUAACAUAAAGAGCUAAAAAACGUAAAUGUCAAUUGGAUCAUGAAUGAAAUAGAUGUAAAAUAUUUAGUAAAUAAAUAUAAUGAUUUUCAGGUAAAUUAGGGACGCUAAGCACGAAGGAUUUCGUACAUUGACCCGUCUGUUGCUAUCUCCAUCGCACGCGCAUAAUUAUAUUGUUGCGCAUAAUUAAUAUAAUUAAACGCGUGCGAUAGAGAUAGCAACAGGCGGGUCAAUGUACGAAAUUCUUCGAGCUUAGCGUCCUUAAUUUACUAUUCCAAACCAUUUUAACUUUGUUUAAUGAUUUACUGCCUAUUAAAUACUUUUUAAUGUGUAAUAUGUACUUGUAAAUAUUUAGUAGCGUACUUUUAUAUUUUAAUUAUUGUUUCUUAAAUCGAAGACUAUGUUUUUGGGUUUUAUCAAUUUCUGUAUAUAAAAUGCUAGUUGGUCUAAAUAUUGAAAUGAAAUGCUAUAACACAUAUCCCAUAAAUUGGAAUAAAAUCAUGAAAUAGAUAUGACCACCUCUUAGGUGCUAUGUAGCCAGAAAAAAAAAUUGAAAUAAAAGCAUUAAUGUAGAGACACAGUUUUUGUUUCAUUAUACUUCUGGAGUUGAUUAAACAACUUAGAUUAUUAUUAGAAUCAUUGUAAUUACAGUUUAUACAUUCUUGCCAAUCGGUAGCUUUUGUAGGUUACGACGUAUGCCCAAUUGCCCAUCGUGGUGAAUUUCCACGCUUGACUAGUUUCGUUAAAUCAAAGAUUCACUGACAACAUUAGAUGUGUAAAGUCGCUGUUAGUAGUGUUGGUUCAGACUCGAGUCCUUUGAGUCCUCUGCUUUAAGACUCGACUCAGUUUUUCAGACUCUUAUAAUUAAGACGAAACUCGAGUUUUUUUCAACUUAUUAGAGUCCCGAGUCUUUUGUAGAGACUUGAGUCCUUUUCGGAGAACUUGUAUUUUUUUACAAAUAACUUCAAAAAAGACUCAACUCGGGACUUAAAAUACUCAGAAGGUUUUUAAGCCCUUGAAUCUCGUAAAAACAAGUCAAGUUCUUCAAUUUAGACUCAAAAGACUUGAGUUCCUACCAACACUAGCUGUUAGGGUGUCGGCUCUGCUGACGUGUCGACGUCUUUUUGCUUUUAUUGCAUAGACAAAGUAUUUUUUAUCGGUUAUUGCCGAUUCCGCGUCUAUAGGGAGCGUGCAUGAACUGUAGGAGGCAGCACAGGAGCCGUCAGAUUUUUGGCGCGAGGCGUAAAUGUGAUGUUUAUUGUUCCGAUGUAGCCCACAAGAUGGCAGAACCUACUAUGCACAAGAAAACACGUGACAUGUAAAUGUACAUGUUUAUGGAUCCGAUUCAGGCCACAAGAUGGCAGACCCUCCAACGCGCACGGUCCCUAUGGUAGAUCCACAGCCCGAUUCGAACUUAAAGAUACGUCAAAAAUUUCCUUAAGAUACGAUAUGGAUUGCAUGUCAGUGUCAAAAGUGACGUUGCGUUUGAAGAAACGUCAUUUUUGACACUGACAUACAUUACCGGCCAAUAAUAUAUCACCUUUGUGUGUUUUUGUAUGAACUUGUAUAGAGUAAACAUGACAGGUUAGUUUGUAGAUUGCAUUUACUAGUCAUUUUAUACAAAUAUACGAUGAAUAGUGCAAUGAAAUACUAUGAAUUAUAAUACGAGUCUUAGCAUAUUACUUAAAAAGAUAUAAUAAAAAAUGUAGUUAACUAUACGUUAAAAUAAAAUAAAACUUCUAUGAAAAAACCAUUACAUGAGACCUAUUUUUCUCAUCGCUCGUACAAAGGAAUACUUCUAGACUACGUAAAGUAGUCAGGUGGAAGUCACUCACAAACAUACAAAAAUAGACCUUAAAAACAGAGGUGAUAUAUUAUUGGCCGGUACUGUAUCUAAUCCAUAUCAUAUAUUUAGCAAAUGUUUGACGUAUUUUAAAGUUCGAAUCGGACUGCGAGACGAUUCUCGAACCGCAACCUUAGUUUUGAUUGUAUAAGAUUUUGAUAGCCUUAGACGCGCUUGUGUGGUGGAUUGAGAUGGAUUAAAGUUCCUGGAAGAGCUUGGACAAGCAUGGAAACGCACCACUACACACGAUACAAAUUCACGAAGCAGCUUUCACGAAGUUGAAAGUAAAAUCGUGUCAUAUAGAGGGAGUUUUAUACUUAUUCGAAACGGAGUAAAAGCUAAGUCAAUAGCAUGUAGAAAUGUGUUAUUCUUUUUUUGCGUUAUAUCUUUAAUGAAAUAUUUCAUGAUAAAAAUUUCACAGCGCCCAUAGUAAAAGAGGAGUAGAUUAAUUUAAAAUAUAAUCAAUGGGGUUUUAGCAGAGCGCGGCAGGGACGUUUUAUAGGUCGUUAUAAAUUAGACCUCGUAGUGUAUUUAUAAGGUCUUUAUUAAACUCGAUCUAUAGAUAUAUAAAAAGUGAUUCUAAGUUCUCUCCGCCAGCCGAUGGAUCAGAGGGGGCAAGUUGAUAUUGAUGUGUAAGGUUGAUCUACUUUUUUCUUUUACUAUGUAGUUCUUUAUAUAAUUUGUUUAAAGUUAUUAAUAAGUGGUUCGAAUCGCCUAGUUUUGCUAGAAUACUUAUAUUUUAAUUUCUAAUUUGACAAGUUUGUAAAUACGACGCUUCAUUUAAUAUGUGUACAUUUUAAACCAAUUAUAAAUAUUUGAUUGAGUCUCAA